Molecule: messenger RNA, 3038 nt
Organism: Xiphias gladius (swordfish)
Lineage: Eukaryota; Metazoa; Chordata; Actinopteri; Istiophoriformes; Xiphiidae
Gene: crebl2
Product: cAMP responsive element binding protein-like 2
Exons: 3
Coding region: 218-589 (123 amino acids)
Biological process (GO): regulation of DNA-templated transcription
Cellular component (GO): nucleus
Molecular function (GO): DNA-binding transcription factor activity
Source: RefSeq, a predicted model, not a curated record
CGUAUCGCUGACGUAGGCGGGUUACGUCACGAGGAAACACGAUGUAAACAAAGCGAAACCGCAUCAGGUCGAUUAUCCGGGUGGAUUUAUAGUCCGAGCGAUUCUCGUUGGCGCUGAUUCACCUGAAGUUUGUUUCACUGAGCCUUUUUGCGAACUGAGCCGUUAGCUGACCGUGGCUAACGUCAGCUAGCUGCCAGCACGUUAGCUUUUGACCAACAUGGAUGAUAACAAGAUGGUGGCUGGUAAAGUGAAGAAGCCGGGGAAACGCGGCCGUAAACCUGCAAAGAUCGACCUGAAGGCCAAACUGGAGCGGAGCCGUCAGAGCGCCAGAGAGUGCAGAGCCAGGAAGAAACUGAGAUACCAGUAUCUGGAGGAACUGGUCUCCAGUAAGGAGAGAGCUAUCUGUGCCCUGCGGGAGGAGCUGGAGAUGUACAAGCAGUGGUGUUCAGCCAUGGAUCAGGGGAAGAUCCCCUCCGAGAUUAAAGCUCUGCUGACAGGAGACGAGCAGAAAAUGCCACAAGGUGGCAGCAGCACCAAGACGUCCAAGAACAACAAAAACAACAACAUCAGCAGCAGCGGCCAGGGUUAGUCUGAUCUACGAGGACCGCAGCUCCUGAGAGGGAAGCCUCCGCCUGUGACGGAGGUCAGAGACUGAUGACGGGAAGGCUUCAGAGUGAAACUGCUGCUGAACAACACACAAAUUAAAGUUCUAGUACAGUUUGACUCACAGGAACGUGCAUGUAGUUGCAAACUCACAGCCUGUUGAUUUUCUACAUUUCCUAGUUAUUCCGGUGUCUGAUUUUGCGUUUGACAGUUGUUUCACAGAUACACACGAAGCUGCAUUCAUCUAAGUAAUUCCCAAAACCUGCGUUUCCACGUCUUAGCGCCAGUGAGAUACACACCGUUCCAGCACGCCAGGCUUCAUUCAGCAAAAACCCGCAGCCGCCAGGCCUCCGUCAGGGUGUCGGAGGUCGUUUCUGUCCUCCAGUCCCGCGACAGCGUCGUGUGACCUAUAAACCACCAUAGACAGUGAGAAAAGCAACAUAGCUGCCAUGUUAGUCAGAAUAGUCUUUACUAACCCAAAAUGCCUCCCUCCAGCCGAAGGAUUUUUAGAUUACAAGUCUGACAGGGUUAGAUGAGGAACUGAAAGCAGAAUUUACUAGAUUACCUUUGUUCUUAAAAAACAGGAAGUACUGUAUGACGGCACGAACUUUUUAGUCGGAGCCAGAAUGUGUUCAACCUUGGACCGACGGCGAAGGGGAAGGCUUAUCUGUGACCGUUAGAAGACGUCACCCGUGUCUUGAGAACUGUGGAGGAAACAGGAAAGAAUUUGCUGAUCCUGGAUGAGAAUGGUGAUUCAUCCUUUUCACCGCAGUGGGUCUCGAACUGAAUUCAUUCUUUAUCAACCAUUUAUAUCUAUCAGGGAAAACAUUACCCAAACAAGCCGCGCUGAAUUUCACCGAAAAAUAUCAUUUGGGGCGUUUCCAGAAAAUCCUAGAGCUUUGGACACAAAAGAGUCAAAGUUCUGCAGCUACAAUGGCGGUAAACCUGAGAGCAGAGUUUCAGCGCACACCAUCCGGCUCCCCUACCACCACCGUGGUCCUGCAUGUCUACAACGCAACAGUAACUCUUCAGACACGUGCGGGAAAAAAGGGAGGCUCAAGUUCUGUAUAAAACUCUUUAGGUGAAAUUCAUCUUGAAUCAGUUUCUUCAACAGUGUAAAUCGCUGUAAUGGACGAUUUUAAAGUUCAUUCCAAAAUUUUCUUGGCUUCCAAAACAGGGCAAACAGAAAAAGGUUGGGGACCACUGUAGGAUGGGUGAAAAGUCUGAAUUUCCAUUUUUUAAAAUACAGAAGAGAGAAAGUUAAACACUUAACCUCAUUUUCCAAUCUCAUUUCUCAAGACACUGUCUACUCAAACCUCUGCAAUCUCUCUGUCCCAUUUUUAUUAUAUUUCAUUUGUUACGUAAAGUGUUCCUGAGUAGUUUUAUGGUCACUUCAUGGUUUAUUAAUGAGCGAUUUUGAGGUCAAGCUUCAGCAAACCUCACCACACCCCCCCUUUAAAAAAAGUUCAAAUAAUUCAGGCUUCAAAUCUGGUUCCUCGUUUAACUCUUUCAGUGAGAAACCACUUUUAGAUUUGUAAAUACCGAUUCUACAGAGAAGUUGUUGUGUAACCUUAUUUUGUGAAAUGAGAGAAGGACUUCGACGCCCUGAUGAAGGUAAAGAGAGCUGAAAACCUUUGGUGAGGGAGUCUCGUGCUGGUCCGUCGUCAAUCGUGUGACGGGCUUUAGUUUGCUCUUGGGAGGCCGUUCUCUUCCUGUUCAGAAACAUUCGAGGAGGACAAACAACACGGUGGACAUAUAUUUUUUCAAACUGAAUAAUUGUGUCUCCCGUUUUAGCAUCAGAAUACAGAUCGGAGGUCUGAGGUUGGUCUGAGGACCGGGAAUCAAAAUGUACAGUGAUGUUGAUAAGCGAGUUGGACACACGUGGGAUAUAUUUUUGUAUUUGUAUUUUCUAUCGGCUCAGAGGAAGCACGCCGUGCCGUGUUUGUGCUGGUGAAUGUUUGGUCCAGACUUGGUCGGUCUGUCGUUUCAGCAGAACAGGUCGGACUCGGCUUUAGUUCUUGUUGGAGGUGAGAGCUUCUGCUUAUUGUGAGUAAAAUGAGGAUAAAUUAUGCAUAAACGAUGAGUAGGUUCAUUGCCCACAGCGUCUUGUUAUUUUCUAUCUACAUCUGCAAACUGACCGUCUACUGUUGUAUCUCUGUUUCUUCUUUCUGCUUACCUGCAGCUACCAGUCGAAGCAGACAGAUCUCUGCAAAUGUUGCCCUUUGAUUUCAUUUUGGACCAACAACUUUUAAGCUCUCUUUUUGUUUUGUUUUUUUUGCGGUGAGAUGAUAAAAAUCCUUAUUAAAGUUUGUGCACUUUCUUAAAUUUGGCAGAAGCACUUUGUUAGAUGAUUGUAGUUUGAGGCUUUGCAGUGAUAUCUGUGAAUCUGCUCUUUUUGUUUUGCAAAGGAAAUAAAAGUGUGUGUGAGACUGUGA